Molecule: messenger RNA, 1077 nt
Organism: Mesocestoides corti
Lineage: Eukaryota; Metazoa; Platyhelminthes; Cestoda; Cyclophyllidea; Mesocestoididae
Source: the annotation of a GenBank genome assembly
AUGAGUCGCAAGACACCUCAACAGAGAGAGGCCAGUAAAAAAGCCAAAAUUGAGCCUCUGAAAAGCGACAAGUAUCGCCUAAUCAGCCGACUUGGAGACGGGGGAUUCUGCGAAGUAUUUAAGGCAAAAGAUCUUGUAAACAAUCGCUACGUGGCAAUUAAACGCGUAGAUCGCAGCAAACCGACUUACCAGAAGUAUUCACCGAAGGAUGUUGAGAAGAAAGUAAAAAAACUCAUGUAUCGAGAAGCAGCUAUUAUGAGGGCAUUGGAUCACCCCAACUUAAUUAAACUCUAUGAGCUGGUGGAGGAUAACGACCAAAUAUUCAUUGCCAUGCAGCUUGCUGAAGGAGGCGAACUCUUUGACAGAAUUAUUAAAAGAGGAAAAUUUACCGAAAAGGAUGCAGCUCAAGUAAUGGCUCAAGUAAUUGGGGCAAUCAAGUAUAUGCAUGAUCGCGGUUUUGUCCACCGCGACAUCAAACCCGAAAAUAUCCUUUUCUACAGCGCGGGCGAUGACUCAAAGCUUCUGAUAACAGAUUUUGGACUAUCACGCGAACUGGAACAGAAAAUGCUUACAAACUGCGGUACUGUUGACUAUUCAGCUCCAGAGCUGCUGAAAAGUAAACUCACCAAGGUUGGCUACGGUCCCGAAGUGGACAACUGGAGCAUUGGAGUUGUUUCGUACAUCUUGCUCUGUGGCUACCCUCCCUUCUAUUCAACGAAUCAAGAUGAUGGUGAGAUAAAAAAACAGAUAAUGUCUGGAGUAUACCACUUUCAUCAUCCACACUGGGACAGUAUAUCUAAACAGGCGAAGUCAUUUGUUGCUGGUCUACUAAAAGUUGACCCUUCAGAGCGGAUGUCGUUAAAGAGUGCUCUGGAACACCCGUGGAUCAGACUCGAGUGUCCGAGCACAAUAGAUAUAUAUCCACUGAUUGAGGAGAAGAUGAAGGACACGAUCGCCAAACAGAGGUGGAGGUGCUUGGGGCUAGCCGCGGGAGCAGUCCACUUGCUGAGUAUCCAAAGUCCCUCAAUGGUCGUGCGUAGGCCUUCAAUUAUGCAGACCCCGAUAAUUAGUGGUUAA